UAAGUACCACAACCUGGGGGUCAUGUUCAAUCCUCCUCACCAAAUAGCCAAAAAAGGUCAAAAGAAACACCUUAUUACUACCUUAAUUUCCAACUUUUUCUCUCUUUGCAAUUCCUGCUUUCAUUGAGAACAACAACAUAUAUUAUAAUGCACUUCACCUUGGCUUUUCCAAAACCAGGGUCUGAUCUCUGUCUUCGCUCUAACUUUGCUUCUCGUUAUGUCAGGGCUUCUCUUCCUAGGUUCAGCAUGCCAGAGAACUCUAUGCCAAAGAAGGCUGCAUACCAGAACAUACACGAUGAGCUGAAGCUUGAUGCGAAUCCAAAGAUGAACUUGGCUUCCUUUGUAACCACAUCCAUGGAGGAAGAAUGUAACAAGCUCAUGAUGGAAUCCAUCAACAAGAACUAUGUAGACAUGGAUGAGUACCCUGCUACCACUGAUCUUCAUAAUCGAUGUGUAAACAUGAUAGCACGUUUGUUCCAUGCUGAAAUUGGAGAAAAUGAGAGUGCAAUUGGAGCAGGAACUGUUGGAUCAUCUGAGGCCAUAAUGCUGGCAGGCCUUGCCUUCAAGAAGAGGUGGCAGAACAAGCGCAAGGCUGAGGGCAAGCCCUAUGAUAAGCCCAACAUUGUCACAGGUGCCAAUGUGCAGGUAUGUUGGAAGAAAUUUGCUAGUUAUUUUGAUGUGGAGUUGAGAGAAGUGAAGCUGAGUGAAGGCAACUACGUGAUGGACCCUGCCAAGGCCGUUGAGAUGGUGGAUGAAAACACAAUUUGUGUGGCUGCAAUCUUGGGUUCAACUUACAAUGGAGAAUUUGAAGAUGUCAAGCUCUUGAAUGACCUGUUGCUAGAAAAAAACAAGCAAACUGGAUGGGGUACACCUAUUCAUGUUGAUGCUGCUAGUGGUGGCUUUAUUGCUCCUUUCAUUUAUCCAGAGCUGGAAUGGGAUUUCAGACUCCCAUUGGUGAAGAGCAUCAAUGUCAGUGGCCACAAGUAUGGACUUGUUUAUGCCGGAAUUGGUUGGGUUAUAUGGAGAAGCAAGGAAGACUUGCCAGAAGAACUUGUCUUCCACAUUAAUUACCUUGGAGCUGACCAACCUACAUUCACCUUGAAUUUUUCUAAAGGUUCUAGUCAGAUCAUUGCUCAAUAUUAUCAGCUAAUUCGCCUAGGCAAAGAGGGGUAUAAGAGCAUAAUGGAGAACUGCAGAGAAAAUGCUAUGGUGGUGAAGGAACGCUUGGAAAAGAUUGGAUGCUUUAACAUACUCUCAAAAGACGAUGGUGUUCCUGUGGUGGCAUUUUCUUUGAAGGACAGAAGCCGCUAUGAUGAGUUCAAGAUAUCAAAGAUGUUGCGCCGUCUCGGUUGGGUAGUGCCAGCUUAUCCAAUGCCACCGGGUGCUCAGCACAUCAAUGCACUCCGUGUGGUGGUCAGGGCUGAUCUUUCACGCACACUUGCUGAAUGCCUUGUGCUUGAUAUUGAAAAUGUGGUGCAUGAGCUUGAGAAACUUCACCCCAAGUACCCUGCCAAAACGACCAACAUUAAGGAAAAGAAGAGUGCAUUUGAUGCACGCAGGAAAAUCAUUGCUCCAGAAUCAAAUAAACUUCAGAAAAUCAUGGCUGCCUAGAGUGGGUUAUCUAACUAUAUAUGGCAACUAAGUUUUGUUCUAACUCCAUGUAAAGUCCAGCCUUAUCUAGAUUCACUUUAUUCUUUAAAUUUUUUAUGUAAAUCUCUUAACUCAUUUCAUUAUUAUGUUUCUAAUAGAUUUUUGGUGUAUAUUAUGAUCUUUGAUUGACAAUAUUGUAACUUAAUUGUUUUUAAAUGUUACUGUAAUCUCAUUCUUAAA
Molecule: messenger RNA, 1830 nt
Organism: Lotus japonicus
Lineage: Eukaryota; Viridiplantae; Streptophyta; Magnoliopsida; Fabales; Fabaceae
Product: glutamate decarboxylase 1-like
Exons: 7
Coding region: 148-1611 (487 amino acids)
Biological process (GO): L-glutamate catabolic process
Cellular component (GO): cytosol
Molecular function (GO): pyridoxal phosphate binding; glutamate decarboxylase activity
Source: RefSeq, a predicted model, not a curated record